Molecule: messenger RNA, 1574 nt
Organism: Glycine soja
Lineage: Eukaryota; Viridiplantae; Streptophyta; Magnoliopsida; Fabales; Fabaceae
Product: FCS-Like Zinc finger 8-like
Exons: 3
Coding region: 385-1176 (263 amino acids)
Source: RefSeq, a predicted model, not a curated record
AAGCCACAUUCGAGCAUCUAUCCUUCUCUCUCUUCCAACAAGUCGAAAGCUUCCCUCUUUUUUCUUCUCUUUCUGUUUGUUCUCUCCAUAAAAUUCCAGAAUUUAAACUCUCACACAAAAAAUCAUAAACACCCCAAAGUAGCAGUACGUGUUGCACUAGUAACAUCUUUUUUAUGGGAAUAUAUGCUUUUUUUUCCUGUUGAAUAAAAUUAAACAAGAAGAGGGAGCAGAUGCAAUUCAGUUACCCUGACAGUUUUCAGAUCACCACUUCUUUUUUUGGCUUUGUGUCUCAAAUUCUUCACAAACAUUCCCAGAACACUAGGAUUCUUUUUUUUUUUUUUCUAAAAAGAACCCUGAACUGAACCUCAAGUGCAACAAGGACUUAUGCUGCUGAGAAACAGAUCAAGAGCUGUGACGAAGCCAAGUUUGAUGGGAGAUCAGAGUUGCAAAAGAACAAUCAUCCCUUCUCUAUUUUCACCAAAAUUCCGAGACUUCACUGUGAAGUGUCUCUCAGCAGGAGCUGAGGCUUUGAGAAGCCCCACAUCGAUUCUUGAGACCAGAGCCUUAUCAUCCCCAUUUGGGAGUCCUUUGUCACAUGACAAGAAGAUAGAAGCAGCUAUUACCUCCCCAAGAAUGCCCUCAGAAAACACACCCUUUUCCUCAAAACGCAUUGGCCUUGCUCUUGUUGGUGCACUCAAAGAUGAAACUUUUCCUCAUAAUUCAACUAAACCAAGCAGUGGAACUGUUCUUUUUGGAACUAAGCAUAGAGUGAAAAUUCCACCUUUGCCACUGCCACCACCUUCAUUUGAAUCCAAAACAUGUGCUUCUGAUUGUGCUGCCAAAACCAAUGAUUCGCAAAAUUUUGCAACAGGUCUUAUGACUUUGAGUGAGAUGGAGCUUUCCGAGGAGUACACGUGUGUGAUAGCACAUGGACCUAAUCCUAGAACAACACACAUAUUCGAAAAUUGUAUUGUGGAAAGUUACUGUUCCCUGCCCAAUACCCCCAACUCUCCUUCACUCAAUUUCCUUAGCUUCUGUCACACUUGCAAGAAGCACCUUGAGCAGACUAAGGACAUUUUUAUUUACAGAGGAGAGAAAGCUUUCUGCAGCAAAGAAUGUCGCCACCAAGAGAUGGUGCAAGAUGGAGCAAGAAAUUCAGAAUUUGACAGAUACUAAUGAGAAUUUUUAACUUUCACCACGGCCUCAAAAGUGUUGCAUUCUGAUGAGGAUAACCAGCUAGUCACAAUUUUCCAUUCUUGGUUAGGAUUUUCUAUAUAAUAUUUUGUCGUGACUAGCAUAUUAUAUUUUACCCUUUUGAAGUUUUGUUUUUUUGGCCUCUCCCGUGGAAAUAGAGAUAAGAGAGGAUGAGGAUGUAGAGUUCGUUUCAAGAAAUGAGUAGUUUUUAGAUUGCUUAUGGUUUUCUCCCUUUGUUUUCGGCUGAAGCAGAUGAUGAUAUAUGACUGAAAACAGUGCCUCUUUUUAUUUUCUUAUCUGAGUAGAUGAUGAUGAUGCAUAUAAUUGUAAAUGGGGACCAAUUCAUUAUUUUUCUCGAGAAGAUUCCUCUCUUGCAAGAA